UUCACUAAUUUUAAACUUCGCUAUAGAAAUCUACCUGUAUUAUUAUAGCUUUGUAAACUCAUACUUGUCACUCUUACAAUAUUUCUGAUCAGACAUCAUGGGCGUGAACAAGUGCUCUGUGCUGACUCGCGUUAGGAGGGCAGUGAGGAAGGUGAGGUUUUUGUUGGAUUUUAGUAUCCGGUGGCAGCUAGCUUCUAUGGUAGGCAGUGCUUCUUCAAACACUAACCACCGACUAAGUUUCAAUGAUCGGCCAGGCUUGAAAGCGUACACCGACGAUAGCUUUGAUUUAGAUUCUGAGGAUUCAGGGUCUUCAAGUAGGCCGGGGCUAGCGCUACAGAAGAUGAUGAGUUAUCCUUCCGAAGAUGAUGUUGAUAAGAGAGCUGAGAUGUUUAUUGCUAAUUUCUAUCACCAACUUCGGAUAGAGAGGCAAAUUUCGCUAGAACUUCAAUAUUGUCGAGGAAAUAGCUUCAAGGCAAUCUCUCCAUAACAGCUUUUUUUUCACCCUUGGUUCUGAUGGUAUUUUAGUUUUUGUCCGAAGGAGGCAUUGAUUUUUAUUAAAAGGUCUCAAAACUGUUAUGGGGAUUUUGAUUUUGAAGAAUCCUGCAAGCGUUUGGUGGUCAGCAUGAAAUAGGGAAAGGUACGAGGAUUAGAACUUCGCAACGUACGUCAUCGACAUGUCCGAGUUUGAAUUCAAGUGCGGCCUGCAGGCUGCAUGCAUGGUUGUGGGAUUAAUCCCACACUCUGUUCUUUUUUCCUGAUGUAAAUUAUGCUGUCGCACCGUUA
This is a messenger RNA of Juglans microcarpa x Juglans regia, 783 nucleotides long. RefSeq lists its product as uncharacterized. The record is from RefSeq and is a predicted model, not a curated record. NCBI's taxonomy places the organism in Eukaryota, Viridiplantae, Streptophyta, Magnoliopsida, Fagales, Juglandaceae. Bases 98 to 487 code for a protein of 129 amino acids. The transcript has a single exon.